AUGAAAGAAGAGUCUAUAUCUCUGUCAUUGGAACGUCGACAGCAGGAUGAAGUAAAUAGCAUUGCAUCCAUUUACGGGGAUAUCUUUGAAGAUAUUACUCCAUCAGGGUUGGUCUGGAAUAAAAAGCCUAGCCCACAUUUCAAGAUUCUGUUACUGUCUUCAGAAUGUGUUGACAGACCUACUAUAUCAUUAAUAUUAGACAUCGAGUUCACCAGCACAUAUCCAUUAUCUCCACCAAAGAUUAAAAUUUUAGAACCCAAGAACAUUCUAAAAACUAGAUUACAAGCCAUAGAAAAAAGAAUUAAAGAUUUGAUUAAGGAAUAUCCCGAGGAAGAAGUGUCAUUUACCAUUAUAUGUGACGUGAAGGAUAUGUUGGAUGACUUUCAACAAACGACAGAAAAAGUGCUAUCAUUAGAGGAGGAGAGGGAGUUGCGACUAAAAAAUGAAAGGCUUCAACUUGAGAAGCUCGAAGAUAUGAAGCAAAAAGAACAAGAGCAAGAGAAGAAGAAGCAAAUUGAAGAAUUAAGUGAACAAAUACUAAUGAUACAGGGCGAAUAUAAUGAAGAUGAACAAAGAGCAACGGAGAGCGAUGAUGCAAUUACCAAAGAUAUGUUGGAUGAGAAAAACCUUAUACCAACAGAUACCAGUCUUCAUUUUGUUUUUGAAAAUCCAAUUGUGGGCCAGUUUCCUGGAAGUAAAUCGAAAUUCAAAUUCAGAGCAGUUCUGGGCUUUGUCAAGUAUCGAAAAAGAGACUUACUAUCUUCAAUAAGUUCACAGUAUAUCGUCAAACCUUAUAUACCACCAGAGGUACAAGAAAGGAUAGACAAAAAAAAUAUUGAAUUGUCAUAUUUACUUACAGAGAUAGAUUUGAAAAAUAAGUAUUGGAUGACCGACCUUGGGAAGAAAGAGAUUCAGGACCUUGAGAGCGAGUUGCAGUUAAUCAUGAAUUUAAACCAUGAUAAUAUUGUCAAACUAUACGGGUUUCAAAUAGACAGAAAUAUAAAUGAAGACCAGGGAUGGAAAGUGAGAUUGUUAACUGAAUUUUCAUCGGCCUCAGAUUCACUUCAAGACAUUUUACCUACUGCAGAAUUUAUAAAUUGGUCGUUAGCAAGAACAUGGCUUAUACAAUUACUUCCAGGUAUAGAAUAUUUGCAUAAUUUAGGGUUUGUGCAUAAAUUAAUAUGCCCUUUGACCGUAUCAGUUUUUGAACUUGAAAUAGACUAUUAUUACCAAAACUCCGCUAAUGAACACUUUAAUAGUUCAGCAUACGAUGACAAUAGUAGUCGGUUUGGAGGUCUAGACUCCAUGAAGAUUCUCAAGUUAUGUCAUCCUUCGUAUGGUUUUAGAUUAUUGAGCAUGCUCGAAUCACAUCCGAAUGAAUUGAAUAAAUCUCAGAAUAUAGCUAACUUUUUGGAUUCGCUUAUUCCGGAAACGUGGAUAGCACCAGAGCUAAAAAAGUCUUCUAAAAACCAUCAACUGAAGACAGAUAUUUGGGACUUAGGUGUUCUCUUCUUAAGAGUGAUGUUAAACUAUUAUAUAUUGAUUACUACCUAUCGGACACCUGGAGAAUUCUAUGAAAAUUUCAAUGCUGAGGAUUAUUUUGGAGCAGAGAAUUAUGCUCGUCUUGUAUAUGAUUUAUUGUCUAAAAUGUUGCAACCAAAGAUAUCAAAAAGACCCAGCCCUUUGGAACUUAACGCGGUCAAAUUCUUACGCGAUGGUCCUAUUAUGACGAAUAUGAGAUCUACUGCUUAUACGCAUCCAUAUAAAGAUGUUGAGGAGGACCAGGAAAAUAAUGUAAUGGGUGCUAUAGAGGAGUUUCAGAUUGAUGCUAAACCACUCAAAAACAAUCCUAAGGAUGCACAAGUUUCUCAAUACAAUCAUUUAUCUAUAAUGGGAAAUACAACCAGACGUUAUUCAAAUCAGAACCAACACCCGUAUAUUUUGAAUGAUAACACUAUGAGCAGUAAUCAAAGAGAUAUGGGAAGAUAUGAACGAGAUUUCGAGGAAGUUGGAAAAUUGGGAAAAGGUGGAUUUGGAGAGGUUGUAAAGGCACGUAAUCGUAUUGAGGGCACUUUUUAUGCGAUAAAAAAGAUAAAACAUCGUGCUAAUAAGCUAGAUUCAUUGCUAAGCGAAGUGCUUUCUUUAGCUAGACUUAAUCAUCAGUAUAUCGUAAGAUACUAUGGUACAUGGGUAGAAGAGAUUCAAGAAACUCCAAGUGUCUUUACCUCCGACGAUGAAAGUGAUACAGAAAGUGAAGAUGAUUUUGAAAGUCCGUUUAAUACUAGGUCUUCAUCUUUUUUGAUGAAUCAUGACAAUUCCUUUCAAGUAGAUUUUAUAUCUAAUUCAUUUGACCCUAAGAUAGAAUUUGAUGAUUACUCGGAUGAAGACAAUGAUGAUGAUUUUGAUGAUAGAAUUGAAUUUGCAAGAUCCACAGGUAAUUCGGACAAGUACGAUGAACUGCUAGAUACUGAAAGCGGGACUUCUGUAGCAGAAUCUAGUACGCAUCAAACUAGGGCCAAUUUUACUAAACCAGAUAAUGAAAAAAAUAGAGUUCAUGGUCAACAAAAGUCAAUAUUGUAUAUUCAAAUGGAAUUUUGUGAAAACAAUACAUUACUUAACUUGAUAGAACAAGGCUUACCUGGAAAUCCAAAUGAGUAUUGGAGAUUAUUUAGACAACUAUUGGAAGCUGUAUCAUACAUUCAUAGGGAAGGUUUUAUACAUAGAGACUUAAAACCUAUGAAUAUUUUUAUUGAUAAAUCGAAUAAUGUUAAAGUAGGGGAUUUUGGUUUGGCAAAGAAUUCACAGUUCUCUUCUGUUGUUCUGACUAAUAACCAGGUGGAGUCCUCAAAUAAGGACUUAAGUACCAUUGUCGGUACUGUUUUUUAUACUGCAAAUGAGGUUGCAACAGGAGAUUAUGAUGAAAAAGUUGAUAUGUAUUCUCUUGGUAUCAUCUUUUUUGAGAUGUGCUAUCCAUUGGCUACCGGUAUGGAAAGAGCUAGAAUAUUAAAUAACUUGAGAUUAGUGACAGUCGAUUUCCCACAAAAUUUUACUGACAGUAAGUACCGGACAGAAAAGAAGAUCAUCAAGUUAUUAUUAGAUCAUAAUCCAAAAAAUAGACCUAGUGCUAUUGAAUUGUUGCAAAGUGGGUGGCUUCCAGUAGAGCAUCAAGAUCAUAUUAUUAAAGAGGCACUUAAAUCUUUAGCUGAUCCUGCAUCCCCCUGGCAGCAACAAGUAAGAGAAACAUUAUUCAAUCAGCCUUACCUGUUGGCCAAGGAUUUAAUGUUCGACAACUAUAGCAAAAGUUCUCAUAUUCAUCAUUUAGAUCAUUCUAUUAGUGAUUAUUUACUUUUUAGUAAAAUGAUCGAAGAAUUAUUCAGGAUAUUUAAGAAUCAUGGUGCAAUCGAAGAUUUUAACUCAAAUAUACUACUUCCAAAAUCACCUGCCCAGUCUCGCGAGUUAGUUUAUGAGGUAUUGGAUAGAAGUGGAUCUGUUUUAAGUUUACCUUUUGAUUUAAUUUUGCCUACAGCCAGAUUUUUAAGUAGAUGCAAUGUGACGAUACCCAAAAUGUUCCGCCACGAAUUCGUUUAUAGACCUAAUUUGCGUGGCGCUGGAGUUCCAGAUAAAUAUAGUGCUGUUAAUUUUGAUAUAACCACACAUGAUGCUACAAAUAGAAAGGUUAAUGACGCGGAAUGUUUAAAAGUUGUUGAUGAAAUAUUGCAAUCCUUUCCUUGUUUUAAAGCCAAAAAUUCUAGUAGUAUAAUUAUGAUUAACCAUUCUGAUAUUAUCACAUCUGUUAUAAAUUUUUCAUUCGGUAAUAUUGGUAUUGAAGAUAAGAGACGUCAUGAGGUAAUUGGAGUUUUAUCUCAACUUGGGAUUGACAAAAGUCCGGAAGAGAUAAAGAGAUACUUACGGGAAGACUUUAAUGUGCCACAUACCGUCACUAAGGAUUUAAUUGACGUGUUCAAUUUUACUACCGAGCCUGAAAAGGCAAAGCAGAAAUUGGAGAAAGCUAUGCUUGAUUCACCACUCUUUGUCAGAGUAGAAAGAGCAUUGUCGUAUAUAAAAGAAGUUUUAUCAAUAUUAAAGCAAUUUGGGGUUAAAUCACCUGUUUAUUUAAAUCCUUUAAGUAAUUACAACAAUAAGUAUUAUUCACAUGGAAUAAUGUUUCAGGUUAUUCACCAAGUUGAUAAAAACCGAAGGUUUUCAAGAGUGAUUACUGGGGGCAGGUAUGAUGGUUUGAUAUCAUCAUUAACAAAUAAGGACGUAACAAAAUCAUCAACUCCAUUUGUGGUUGGCUUUUCUCUUACGUCUACUUUUAUGUUUUUAUUAAUGAAAAAUAUGGAUCGAAGAUCAAAAACAUCGUCCAAGAAUUCAGAGUUAAAUAAGGUAAAAUGGAAGAAAAGUAGAUGUGAUGUUUUGGUCACUAGCUUAAAUGAAAGCUAUAUUCGACUUUCAGGGUAUGAAAUAGUAAAAUCCUUGUGGGCCAAUGAUAUUAGUUCUGACAUCUUUACUUCAACAUCAUUAGAAGAUAUCGCACAUAAAACAGACAUGGACGGGGCAAAUUGGGUCGUAUUGAUUAAACAACCUAAUUCCAUUCAAAAAAAUAAACAAAAACGAUCAGCUGGCAAGUUUAAGCCUUUGAGAAUCAAAAAUGUUAGCACUAAUAAGGUAUCAGAUAUAGAAUACGAGGAAUUAGUGCAGUUUCUCCAGAGUGAAAUUGAGGAAAGAAAUAAUGAUGAUGAGUCCGAUAGUAAUCUGGGAAGUACUACCACAGAUUCUACAAGAGAGGGCUUAAAAAGUGAGAAUAAUGAAGACUCAGACUCGGAUAAAUUACUGAUUAGAAGCGGACCAAUAUUUACAGUAGAUAUUGAUCAAAAAGUUGUGGUAGUACCCAAUGCUGCUCCUAGAGGACGAAAAAAUAAUAAAAAGGAAAAGUGGGAAAUAGAGAAUGACUCAAAACUUGCAUCAGCAUCGUUAAUAAAGAGUGUUGCAAACUCGCCUAUCAUUACCAUCGAUGCAAGAGACGAAGUUUUAGAUAUGAUACUGAUAACUUCACUUAACCAGCCCGAGGAAUGGCUUAGAAAGGUUAUUUUCUCGAACAAUAAUUUGCCUAAGAGCUUUGCAACUAAUAUAUAUAAUACGUUGAAGAAAGAAGCUCUGAAAGGUACAAAGUGGGCUAUUUUACAUUCAUCUAAGACAGAUAAAACUUGUAUUGUUGACCUACAAAAAUAG
Messenger RNA from Debaryomyces fabryi, 5232 nucleotides. RefSeq names its product serine/threonine-protein kinase (gene GCN2). The transcript has a single exon. The coding region runs from base 1 to 5232 and encodes 1743 amino acids. The record is from RefSeq and is a predicted model, not a curated record. Gene Ontology annotation, molecular function: eukaryotic translation initiation factor 2alpha kinase activity; ATP binding; protein binding. Gene Ontology annotation, biological process: regulation of translational initiation by eIF2 alpha phosphorylation; DNA damage checkpoint signaling. NCBI's taxonomy places the organism in Eukaryota, Fungi, Ascomycota, Pichiomycetes, Serinales, Debaryomycetaceae.